UCGCAUCAGUGACGCAUUUUGGGCGCGUCUUGUUUCAUCAACUGAUGCCGUUACAAGCGGUAAACUACUCCUUUCAGGACAACAAUAAUCCUAUUGAAUGAAGCGUUGUGAUUUGGUUUCCACCAGUGAUGUCUCAGCAGGCCCAGCAGACGGGGGCCACGGCCCCUGACUCUCCCGUGAUGGUCGUCACAAGUAACGUGCAGAAAUAUGCCAUAAAGAAAAAAAAGGUCCUCAGCGCUGAAGAGAGUGAACUCUUUCAAUUGACACAAGCUGCAGGGAUCACAUUGGAUCAGGAAGUGUUCAAGAUUAUCGUGGACCUGCUGAAGAUGAACGUGGCCCCUCAAGCAGUUUUCCAGACGCUGAAGGCGAUGUGUGCGGGCCUGAGAGUCACUGAAAGCUCCGCAGAGUCCUCGCACCCAGCGAGCACGACCGCAGCACCUGCAGAGGUCAAAGAGGAAGACUCUCUGGUCUCUGGGAAAAGCCCCAAGCCCGCCGCAGCCCACCAUUCAGCGUCAGCCCCCAGAUCCGCAAGGGUCAACACUAAGAUUGCGGUCUACGGUCCCCAAGAUGCUAGCUCAGCUCACUCUCAAGUGCGCAAUAAACCCGGAGCAAGCCAGAGUGAGAAGAGUCGAGAGCCCUCCAGCCAGAAGGUGCAGCGGCAGCCAAGCGCCACCAGAGGGCAGAAGACCAAGAGCUCAGGCAGCAGCAGCUCUUCGUCACAAAUAAACUCGUCAUGAGAGCCUCUUCAGUGUGGGACCUUAUGUGAAUAUGUAGGCUUAGUUUCAUGUAAAUCAUUUGUUUUACUCUGUCACUGUUUACGUUUCAAAUGGUUAGAAUUAUUUGCUCUUUGUUUUAGUGUUUUAUGUCCGUUUGGCUUGUCAACGACAAAAGAAAUGUUACUUUUUUCAUCUUGACAUUCAUUUUGACAAAUGAUACUAAACAUGUAAAACUACCGUUCCUCUUUAGUGAGUAUGCUUUCAGCACAAGGGAUGAUGGAUUGUUUUGCCAACAAAAGGUUUCUCCUUAUCCGUCCAUUAAUAUAGUUGUUGCUUUACAAAUGGAGCUUUUACCUUAAGUGACGUACUAAUAGUAAUGUCAAAUAUUUAUGUUUUUGUAUUUUAAAAACCCAAAUGCAUUGACGUGUGCAUGUUUUUAUAUCAUAUAACUCAAAUAAAUAAAAUCUGUGAUUAA
This is a messenger RNA of Xiphophorus maculatus (southern platyfish), 1191 nucleotides long. RefSeq names its product mitotic-spindle organizing protein 2-like (gene mzt2b). NCBI's taxonomy places the organism in Eukaryota, Metazoa, Chordata, Actinopteri, Cyprinodontiformes, Poeciliidae. Bases 129 to 737 code for a protein of 202 amino acids. Gene Ontology annotation, cellular component: spindle; centrosome. The record is from RefSeq and is a predicted model, not a curated record. The transcript is spliced from 5 exons.